UAGUGAUGGGCAAAUGAAGCUUUUAUGAAGCAUCGAACCAGUUGAGCCAAAUGUUUCGAAAAUGGGUUCAUUACUCGAAGCUUCAGUGACAGUGACCUCUGCUGGCGAAGUUCGAGGCUGCAGUGGAUUCAACGUAUCCCUGCUUUGAAAACGAUUUGACGCACAAACACACAAACACAAACCCAAAUACUUAAUAGCAUGAUCUUUUCACGAAUAAAGAUUGAUCUAAAUACAGAUGUCUAAAUUGUUCUUAAAGGGAUAUGCCUAGCCUUCUGUCCACAUAGGCUAACUGAUGUAGGCUAGGAUAUAUUUGAAACAGCAUAUAAUAACUUUCCACCCAGGAAUGGGAUUCGAACCCGGGUCUUCCACUCCACAGUCAGUGUGUUAUCCCCUAGUCUACUCUAAUCGAUACCCUGCGUUGAUCUAUUACAUACAUAUCGUACUAUGCACAACUCCCGUAAACGAUUGUAGCAUCGAUUGUGCUUUAUUUUUUCAUUAAAUAAUUAGGCGGUGACCAGCUGGCUUCGGACAAGGUUGGUUGGGUGUGCUUGAGUAACUCUAGGGGGUGAUUAUGUGGGAUGGGGUUAGACACUCAAAGAUUUCUAUUGAGGUAGGCUGCCUUAUGGAUUGAGUCGGUUUCUUUUUUUUUGCUCAAAGCUUCUCCACCGAGCCGCGGACCAGUCAAGUGAUUCAUUCAGGCAACGAACCAGUUGCUGCUUCGGACGUCACUUGUCACGUGUUUUUUUUUGCUCUGAAGCAAGCUUCGAAGCAGUGCUUCUUGGGAGUUGGUUUGAAGCACGUAUCGAAGCUUCAGUGUCACACUGCCAUCACUAGCGCUAGCUAUCUGAAGCCAUUGUCAGACAUGCAGUGAAUACAAGUGCAGCUACCGUUUCAGUUUAGCAGACGACUGCCAAAACAAUUAAUGUUGCGGCGACCUACCGGGAAGUCUGCCUGCGAGUGGGUGCACGUCAUGGCCUUACUGCGCAUGCGCGCAUCAGCGAGCGAACAGGUGGAUGCAAUUAGUCUAAAGGAGCAGCACGUGCCAGAGACAAGAGAAGAGACGUGAGCUUGUUCAUUUGUUUGCAACGCGGCAGCAGAAGGAAGAGUUCUCGGACAAGCACAGAGUUAAAACCCAUGGGAAAGGGGAAAAAGAUCAAAGAGGCUACCGGUUUUUCACCUCAUCAUAUUCAUCAUGCUGGUCAAUACUGGUCAAAUAAAAUGAAGAUUGAGUGAAAUCCUGUGUCUGCAGGCGUUGUCUGGCACCAACUGUUGACACCUAGGGGAAGAUAUUGUUGAUAUGCAACUUGAAAUUAUUCGUUGGAAAGGAUUGUCAUUUUUGGGUGACGAUGACAUUGCAGGAGGCACCUGACCAAACCGUCCCUGAUCUUCAGCCACACGCUGGCGGAGAUCAAAGCCAUCUUCCCCGGGGGACUCUUCCAGGGAGACACCUUCCGCAUCGUUCUGCUCGGAAUAUGAUUCCCGGAGGAAAGGAAGUCUAGGUUCUACGGAUCACAGUUCAUGGGCCACGCAACUGCCAAGGACCUACUUCAGCAUUUCAAAGAGCAUGCAGAUACAUUUGGAGGUGCCCAGCUGAUUGUGGUGGGGAGCUGUGGCAUUCACACACUCCACAAUGCCUUUAAAAGUGGCUUCAGUGUCUGGCAGAUGGAGAAAGUGCUCAGGGCAUUGCAUACACUCUUGCACAAUACCCCUGCUAGAAGAGAAGAUUUCUGCUCUUUGACCAAGUCAUCUGUGUUUCCCCUACCAUUCUGUGGGCAUCGCUGGAUCGAAAACCUACCCGUUGUCGACAGGGCUAUCACCAUAUGGCCAAUGAUGGUGAAGUAUGUGGAUGCAGUGACACAGAAAAAGCUUCCAAACCCUAGAACAUCCUCCUAUGACACCCUUGCAGAGGCACGGAAUGACCCUCUCAUAAUGGCCAAGCUGCACUUCUUUAUGGCUGUCUCUAGGACCUUCACCACAUUUCUGACUAAGUAUCAGACAGAUGAGCCGGUGAUUCCAUUCAUCGGUAAAGAUCUGGCUGUUCUCAUGAAGAGCCUACUGAAGAGGUUCAUCAAGGCAGAGAUCCUUAAUGACAUCACAGCACUGCAAAUGGUCAAACUGGACACAACUGCCAAGGAAGCAAGGGCUGGCCUAAAGGCUGUGGACAUUGGAUUAGGAGCAGAAGUAGUCCUAAAGGAACUCCAGAGUAGCCCCAAGAGCAGCGUAGGGGAGCUCAGUGUGUUGGCCUUUAGAAAGGACUGCAUGGACUGUUUGACCAAUAUUGUCAAGAAAAUGCAAGACAAGAGCCCACUGAAGUACACCAUUGUGAGGCAGAUGGCAUGUUUGGACCCAACGAGCAUGUUCUCAGACCCCGACUUGUGCUAUGAAAGAAUGAAAGGAGUUGUUCAGAGGUUUCUGCAUGAUAACCAGCUGUCAGGAGGCGCCUCUGCUGGUGAUGUGAUUGUCCAACAAUUUGGAAAUUUCUUGUCUCUGGAGGCAAAACAUGAGUCAUUCUCCUCUUUCCAACCCAUGCGUACAAGACUGGACGUUUUCCUGCAUGGACUCCUCCAUCAAUCCUACCCUGAACUCUGGGCAUUCUGCAGGAAACUUCUGCUUCUCUCCCAUGGCCAAGCAACGGUUGAGAGGGGCUUUUCUGUAAACAAGGAGGUAGAGGCCGAUAACAUGAAGGAGGACACAGUGGUUGCUCAGAGGAUGAUCUGUGACUAUGUCUCUGUCUGUGGGGGGGUUCUCAAAGUACCUCUGACUAAGGAGCUUUUGGCAGCUGCAGCUUCAGCUAGGUCUCAGUAUCGGCUACACCUGGACCAGGAAAAGAGAAAGCAUGCGAGCAAUGCUCAAAGAGAAAAGAGAAAAGGUGCAGAAGACCACCUAGAGCAGCUCAAAACGAAGAAGAAGAUACUGAUUGAGGUAGCAAACAGCCUGGAAAAAGAUGCAGACAAGCUAGCAGAACAAGCUGAGGGUAAAUCAGGCACACUCAUGGCCCAGCUAAUCACCAAGUCAAACAUCCUCAGAAGAAGACACAAAGAAAAACUCACAGAACUCAAAGAGGUUGAGAAAGAGCUGGAAGAUAAAUCGGCAGAACUCAGGCAUAUGCCAUAAUGUCAAAUUAGGCAUUACCUCUUCCUUACCUUCUUUUUUCACUGUUUCAAGUGUUUAUGUUCAUUUGUGCACAUGUACAUUGUUAUAAAUGGGUUAGUACACUCUUUUGGGAAGGCUUUCUCAAGUGCCAGGUCAGUGUUUUGUUUAUUAUUAUUAUCUUUUGAUUUUGGUUGAUUCAAAGGAUGUCUGUCACACACACAUACACACACUCACACAAGUUAUGUUAAGUUAUAUUUUGCACUUCAAAAGCACUUGAAAUUGCCAUUUAUUUAUGUAGUUAUUGUAUUUAUUAUUUUGUUCGAAAGGAACAGUAUUUUUUAUUUAUUUACUUGAUUUUAUAAGCAUUUGUUUAUGGGACCUAAAUGCUCUGAAAAUAAUAAAUAUAAUUGAGGACUAAUGACAUUUUUGUGUUCUCUUUUCGCAUUACACACAUUUAGCCGAUGUUCUUAAACUCAACCGGUUAUUAUCAGACAUCAGUGUGUUUACUUGGAAAGAUUACUGUAUAUUUCCCCUUUUGAUUUGUUUUUCCAUCGUAAGUUUGGUCUUAAAUUUCAUUAAGAAGUGGUAUUAAAAUGUCUUAAAAAGUCUUAAAUUUAAUUUGUUUAUACCUGUAGACACCAUGAAGGGAGGUUGGUUGUAGUCUUUUCACUCGGUUCUAUCCCUACUGUUGAUCCGGAGAACCGAGCGAAAAGACUACAACCAAAUAUAAACAUAUCCGGUUCCGGUUUCCGGUUCAAUGGGAUUACGGAACGCCAAAUAAAAUGCAACAGAAGCUGUAUUUCGCUACGAUGAUGUAUAUAAUGAUUUGACACGGCAUCCUCUGCGCAUUACUUCAGCUUUGAAAGUACUGCAUAUUGCAAUUCGAGUACCUUAAUUUGAGACCGUAAAAAACAUCCAAACCGCCGACAUUGAAUCUUUUCAGUUAAGGCGACAAACACUCCUGUACUGCCUCUCCGUGCGUCUCUGGCUGCGUCACUGACAAUGUCACAUGACCAAACAAGCUGUGCAUGGGCAAAAACACACAACGGCAACUAGACUAGGAAAUAAAUAUUGGCUGUUAAUAUCGGACCAGUUUUACUUAUCGGGCCGAUGCCGAAAUGUUAAAUAAUGACUAACAUCGGCCGAUAACUAUAUCACUGCCGAUAUAUCAUGUAUCCCUAACAAUAGGUACAUUUGUCAUAAGAAGUGCAUCAAUAUAUCGCUGUUGGUACAGAAAGGAUGUUCAUAGAACCAAGUGCAAGUACCACAAUCGCUAGGUCAAUCAAUUCCCCGUGUUACAGCUAGUGGUGCCGAGAUGAUGCCUCAUGAAACGUCAAAGCCUCUCAGCCAGAUGAACCACCAAAGUGGUUCGUGCUCGAAGCUUCAAAUGAGUACGCUAGGGACAUCUAGUGGUGAAUGAAAUUAUGACAACCCAACCCAAAAUGUGAUUUUUGCUUCGUGUGUCGAUACAACAUUAAAUCAUUUGAGAAUUGAAGUCAUUUCAGUGAUACAUGUGUGUGAGUGUGCCAUUCAUAAAUGUCUCCAGAGCUCACGUUAGAAAAUAAAUCAUUUGGCAAAAGAGUGUCUUAUCAGCUACAGUACUACAUUUAGCAGACGCUUUUAUCCAAAGCGUAUUACAUUGGCUAAUGCACACGGCAGAGUCGGUGGA
Gadus chalcogrammus (walleye pollock) is the source of this 4762-nucleotide messenger RNA. RefSeq lists its product as uncharacterized. The record is from RefSeq and is a predicted model, not a curated record. The transcript is spliced from 9 exons. Lineage: Eukaryota; Metazoa; Chordata; Actinopteri; Gadiformes; Gadidae. Bases 1519 to 3114 code for a protein of 531 amino acids.